AUGUCGUUGUUUGGCAGUUUAAAAAAUUGUACUCAAUCAAAAAAUCUCGAAACCGUAGAUGUUUCCGGUUUAUCGCAAUAUUUAUAUCGAUCACUGGUUGAUAAAGAUGAAAUUGGCGACGGCGGGUUUGCCGUUGUGUUUACAGCGAUGCUCCCGGGUGAACAUGAAAAGAUUGUGGUUAAAAAACUGCUGGACUCGAGUCUUGAAGCAAGAAAAUUACUACUGAAAGAAGCACGACUUAUUAGUCAAUUAAAUCAUGCAAACAUCGUCAAAUUUAAAGGAAUCUGCCUUGACCGAUAUGCACUUCUGAUGGAAUAUGUCUAUUUCGAUUUUAAGCCCAUCGGACACGAUUUAAUUGUACACAACGUUGUUGCGAUGGAAUGCAUCGCUCAAUAUUCCAACAUGCCUCUUUUGACAUUGCGUCUGGCUUAA
This is a messenger RNA of Paramuricea clavata, 432 nucleotides long. The record is from the annotation of a GenBank genome assembly. Lineage: Eukaryota; Metazoa; Cnidaria; Anthozoa; Malacalcyonacea; Plexauridae.